This is a messenger RNA of Manihot esculenta (cassava), 807 nucleotides long. RefSeq names its product NADP-dependent glyceraldehyde-3-phosphate dehydrogenase. The record is from RefSeq and is a predicted model, not a curated record. The annotation marks the transcript as partial. Gene Ontology annotation, molecular function: lactaldehyde dehydrogenase (NAD+) activity. The transcript is spliced from 5 exons. Lineage: Eukaryota; Viridiplantae; Streptophyta; Magnoliopsida; Malpighiales; Euphorbiaceae.
AUGGUACAAAAUGUUGGAGAUGAUACUGCACUAUUUUGUUUCACUGGCGAAGACACUGGCAUUGCAAUUUCCAAGAAGGCAGGAAUGAUCCCUCUUCAGAUGGAGUUGGGUGGAAAAGAUGUCUGCAUUGUGCUGGAGGAUAUUGAUCUUGAUUUGGUUGCAGCAAACAUUAUCAAAGGAGGCUUUUUAUACGGUGGCCGAAGAUACAUAACCAUUAAGGUGGUGGUGGUGAUGGAAUCUAUAGCUGGUGGUGCUCUAGUAGGAAAAAUGAAUGCAGGAGUUGUAAAGCUGAGAGUUGGGCAGCCAGAGGAUGACUGUAACAUCACUCCAGUGGUUACAGAAUCAUCUUCGAAUUUCAUUGAAGGACUUGUCAUGGAUGCCAAAGAGAAAGGAGCAACCUUUUGCCCGGAAUGGGUUUACCUCAUUUGGCCCUUGCUUCUAGAUAAUGUAAGAGCUGAUAUGAGGACUGCAUGGGAAGAGCCAUUUGGAUUUGUUCUUCCAGUUAUCAAGAUCAAUUCUAAUGAAGAAGGAAUCCAUCGUUGCAAUGCUAGCAAUUAUAAAAUCCAAGGUUGUGUGUUCAUAAAGAACAUCAAUAAAGUUGUGUUGCUAAGUGAUGCAACGGAGACCGGAACAGUUCAAAUCAACUCUGCACCAGCUUAUGAUCCAGAUCAUUUUCCUUUUCAGAGCUUGAAGGACAAUGGAAUUGCAUCACAAGGCAAAACCACCGGCAUUAACAUGAUGAUCAAAGUCAAGAGCACUGUCAUCUGCUUUCCAAGUCCUUCUUACACCAUGGGAAGUUCAGGAUCU